AUGGCGCCUGCUGCAUCACGCUUUGCAGCCACAGGCCUGGCUUUGGGCCUGGCUUCCACCUUCGUUGUGCCCAGCACACCCAGCACCAAGCCGGUUGGUACAGUUGGUGCUCUUCGAGGCGCAGCCGUCGAAACGAAUCCCACUGUCAAGUCGACUCAUCUCGCUGCGUUGGCGGCUGCUUCUGUCAGCCUUGCUGCUGUGGGUGCCGGCGUUCGCCGCACCAGUACUAAGGCAACCUUCCAGCCUUCGCAGCAGAUCGGCGCAAGCGAACCACUUGGUUUCUUCGAUCCGUUGGAGUUUACCAAAGUGGGUGAUGAGCAGGGUUUCAGGAAGCUGCGAACAUCUGAGAUCAAACAUGGUCGAUUGGCAAUGAUGGCCUCCAUUGGCCUUGUGGCCCAGCACUAUUGGAAGCUUCCUGGUUUCGAGAACUUGCCUUCAGGUUUCUCCGUCUUGGGCACGCAAGAAGGUUUGCUUGGUCUGUUUGCUCUCUUCUUGGUUUCUGGCUGCUUGGAAAACUCAUGGAGAGAGGAUCCCAACGGAGCAAAGGAGCCUGGCAACUUUGGCGACCCUUUUGGCCUUCAGAUGUACACCCAGGACAUGAGAAUGAAGGAGCUUAAUAAUGGAAGGAUGGCCAUGAUUUCUGUACUUGGGAUCUUUGCUGCAGAAAUGGUGAGUGGCAAAGAUGCCAUCCAGCAGUUUGGUCUUCAGGCUCUCGGCCGUGGUCAGCUUCGGUCAUCCGGCAGCAGCUUCACUGGCAAGACAUCCGCCCAGUCCGCUCAGUCGCAGUUUGUGACGCGCAGAGCUUUCCAGCCUUCGCAGCAGAUCGGCGCAAGCGAACCACUUGGUUUCUUCGAUCCGUUGGAGUUUACCAAAGUGGGUGAUGAGCAGGGCUUCAGGAAGUUGCGAACAUCUGAGAUCAAGCACGGCCGAUUGGCAAUGAUGGCCUCCAUUGGCCUUGUGGCCCAGCACUAUUGGAAGCUUCCUGGUUUCGAGAACUUGCCUUCAGGUUUCUCCAUCUUGGGCACGCAAGAAGGUUUGCUUGGUCUGUUUGCUCUCUUCUUGGUUUCUGGCUGCUUGGAAAACUCAUGGAGAGAGGAUCCCAACGGAGCAAAGGAGCCUGGCAACUUUGGCGACCCUUUUGGCCUUCAGAUGUACACCCAGGACAUGAGAAUGAAGGAGCUUAAUAAUGGAAGGAUGGCCAUGAUUUCUGUACUUGGGAUCUUUGCUGCAGAAAUGGUGAGUGGCAAAGAUGCCAUCCAGCAGUUUGGUCUUCAGGCUCUCGGCCGUGGUCAGCUUCGGUCAUCCGGCAGCAGCUUCACUGGCAAGACAUCCGCCCAGUCAGCUCAGUCGCAGUUUGUGACGCGCAGAGCUUUCCAGCCUUCGCAGCAGAUCGGCGCAAGCGAACCACUUGGUUUCUUCGAUCCGUUGGAGUUUACCAAAGUGGGUGAUGAGCAGGGCUUCAGGAAGUUGCGAACAUCUGAGAUCAAGCACGGCCGAUUGGCAAUGAUGGCCUCCAUUGGCCUUGUGGCCCAGCACUAUUGGAAGCUUCCUGGUUUCGAGAACUUGCCUUCAGGUUUCUCCAUCUUGGGCACGCAAGAAGGUUUGCUUGGUCUGUUUGCUCUCUUCUUGGUUUCUGGCUGCUUGGAAAACUCAUGGAGAGAGGAUCCCAACGGAGCAAAGGAGCCUGGCAACUUUGGCGACCCUUUUGGCCUUCAGAUGUACACCCAGGACAUGAGAAUGAAGGAGCUUAAUAAUGGAAGGAUGGCCAUGAUUUCUGUACUUGGGAUCUUUGCUGCAGAAAUGGUGAGUGGCAAAGAUGCCAUCCAGCAGUUUGGUCUUCAGGCUCUCGGCCGUGGUCAGCUUCGGUCAUCCGGCAGCAGCUUCACUGGCAAGACAUCCGCCCAGUCCGCUCAGUCGCAGUUUGUGACGCGCAGAGCUUUCCAGCCUUCGCAGCAGAUCGGCGCAAGCGAACCACUUGGUUUCUUCGAUCCGUUGGAGUUUACCAAAGUGGGUGAUGAGCAGGGCUUCAGGAAGUUGCGAACAUCUGAGAUCAAGCACGGCCGAUUGGCAAUGAUGGCCUCCAUUGGCCUUGUGGCCCAGCACUAUUGGAAGCUUCCUGGUUUCGAGAACUUGCCUUCAGGUUUCUCCGUCUUGGGCACGCAAGAAGGUUUGCUUGGUCUGUUUGCUCUCUUCUUGGUUUCUGGCUGCUUGGAAAACUCAUGGAGAGAGGAUCCCAACGGAGCAAAGGAGCCUGGCAACUUUGGCGACCCUUUUGGCCUCCAGAUGUACACCCAGGACAUGAGAAUGAAGGAGCUUAAUAAUGGAAGGAUGGCCAUGAUUUCUGUACUUGGGAUCUUUGCUGCAGAAAUGGUGAGUGGCAAAGAUGCCAUCCAGCAGUUUGGUCUUCAGGCUCUCGGCCGUGGUCAGCUUCGGUCAUCCGGCAGCAGCUUCACUGGCAAGACAUCCGCCCAGUCCGCUCAGUCGCAGUUUGUGACGCGCAGAGCUUUCCAGCCUUCGCAGCAGAUCGGCGCAAGCGAACCACUUGGUUUCUUCGAUCCGUUGGAGUUUACCAAAGUGGGUGAUGAGCAGGGCUUCAGGAAGUUGCGAACAUCUGAGAUCAAGCACGGCCGAUUGGCAAUGAUGGCCUCCAUUGGCCUUGUGGCCCAGCACUAUUGGAAGCUUCCUGGUUUCGAGAACUUGCCUUCAGGUUUCUCCGUCUUGGGCACGCAAGAAGGUUUGCUUGGUCUGUUUGCUCUCUUCUUGGUUUCUGGCUGCUUGGAAAACUCAUGGAGAGAGGAUCCCAACGGAGCAAAGGAGCCUGGCAACUUUGGCGACCCUUUUGGCCUCCAGAUGUACACCCAGGACAUGAGAAUGAAGGAGCUUAAUAAUGGAAGGAUGGCCAUGAUUUCUGUACUUGGGAUCUUUGCUGCAGAAAUGGUGAGUGGCAAAGAUGCCAUCCAGCAGUUUGGUCUUCAGGCUCUCGGCCGUGGUCAGCUUCGGUCAUCCGGCAGCAGCUUCACUGGCAAGACAUCCGCCCAGUCCGCUCAGUCGCAGUUUGUGACGCGCAGAGCUUUCCAGCCUUCGCAGCAGAUCGGCGCAAGCGAACCACUUGGUUUCUUCGAUCCGUUGGAGUUUACCAAUCUUUUCUGAUGAGGAAUUGUGUAUUCCCAUUCUCAAUGAGCCUGUGUCGGUACAGGCACCUUGGGCCUCGGCCCUCUUGUUAUGGCCUAGUGCCCCGUGCUCGGGUGUUAGGUCCCGCCUGCGUGGUGGACGACAGAAUAAUAAUGGAAGGAUGGCCAUGAUUUCUGUACUUGGGAUCUUUGCUGCAGAAAUGGUGAGUGGCAAAGAUGCCAUCCAGCAGUUUGGUUUCUGAGCAGGGUUCAAUUCAUGAAUUUGAUCAGAUUCGUAUAGUACAAGGCUAAUCUGGCUUAGUGCUUAGCGUUCUUCAUUGAUUGCAUUGCAUGCCGUGCACAGUUUUCAAUUUUCAGUUGUCCCUGCAACAAAUGCAAGAGGGCGCGGGUGUUUCCCAAGUUUCGACCUGAGAAUGAACGAAAACUAAGUGGUUGACC
Messenger RNA from Cladocopium goreaui, 3569 nucleotides. NCBI's taxonomy places the organism in Eukaryota, Dinophyceae, Suessiales, Symbiodiniaceae. The record is from the annotation of a GenBank genome assembly.